Micropterus dolomieu (smallmouth bass) is the source of this 2645-nucleotide messenger RNA. RefSeq names its product Kruppel-like factor 11a (gene klf11a). Gene Ontology annotation, molecular function: RNA polymerase II cis-regulatory region sequence-specific DNA binding; DNA-binding transcription factor activity, RNA polymerase II-specific. Gene Ontology annotation, biological process: regulation of transcription by RNA polymerase II. The record is from RefSeq and is a predicted model, not a curated record. The transcript has 5 exons. The coding region runs from base 267 to 1658 and encodes 463 amino acids. Lineage: Eukaryota; Metazoa; Chordata; Actinopteri; Centrarchiformes; Centrarchidae.
CUCAGCUGAAGCCCGUCUGCCGCCGCUUAUUAUUGCCUGCUCGCGCUCCCGGUACCGUCUCCGCCGCCGCUUCACGCCUCUGCCCGCACGGUUUAAACUGAUGCUCAGCUUCACGGCGGAGCGCUGCUGUCAGGAGGAAGGAGGUGGGAAGACAGUGGCGUCACUGGUAAUUAGGUGUGUGGUAUGCGUUCCCAAAAGAAGAAGAAGAAAGAGGAAUAGACUGCUGGUUGAGGACCAGCUGAUGUCCAGUCGACCAGGUUGACCCUAUGGACAGCCGGACGGUGACGACCAUGGAGCUAAAGCCGUGCAUCGAGUACCACGACCUGGAGGCUGCCGAGGCACUGGUCAGCAUGAGCUUCUGGGGUCAAAGGUCGCACAAGCCACGCCCACUGACCCCCACCUCCGACUCUUGUGACUCCAUCCAUCUCCACCCGGAGGGUGGGGACACACCCAAAGACCUGAUCGCUCUGUCCUCACUUUGUAUGACUCCACCUCACAGUCCGAGCUUUGCUGAGGCCUCCACCACCACCUCCGCUUUGAGCCCCGUCUGCAGCACAGUCUUACCCCGCCCUGGCCCCGCCCCCCUCAGUGACUCCCUCACCUGCCUCCCACAGCCCUCCUCCCCCUUCACCUCAGACACCUCAGCACUUCCACCUCAGGCAGAGUCGUCCUGCGUGGCUCCAUCCAGCAGAGCGAUGGCCACCAGCGUCAUCCGCCACACUGCCGACCCCCUCCACAUUCGUCCUCCUCCUCCACCUCCCUCCACCACUAAUCCGACAGAAACCUCCACGCCGCCUCAGCCGGGACUUCCAGAGAUUCUUCCAGAGGAGAAGGACGGACCUCCUCCGUCUCCUGACAGCCCGUCCUCUCCUCCCUCCUCAGUGUCGCCUCCUCACUCCUCCCCCCUGCCUUCAUCCUCCUCUUCCACUCCGGUCUCUUCCUCUCCGGUCCUCUGCCAGGUCUUCCCGCUGAGCAGCCGGACGGGGAUGAUCUCUGCCUUCGUCCAGGGUCCGGUUCAGGUGCAGACUCAUGGGGGGCCCAAGCCCAUCCUGCCCCAGUCUCCUUCCAGCUUUGCCCAGCCUCUGCUGGUGGGUUCCACCGUGACACAGGGGACUGUGAUGUUCGUGGUCCCCCAGCAGCACAUCCCCCAGCCGCCGCAAGGCCCGCAGACUGUCAUGACCCUCGGUAAUACCAAGCUCCUCCCCCUGGCCCCGGCUCCCAUUUACAUGCCGACCGGAGCGAGCGGCGGCACCUCGCAAGCCGACUUCUCCCGCAGACGAAAUUAUGUCUGCAACUUCCCCGGCUGCAAGAAGACCUACUUCAAGAGCUCACACCUGAAGGCUCACCUUCGCACACACACAGGUGAAAAGCCAUUCAGCUGUCACUGGGAAGGCUGCGAUAAAAAAUUUGCCCGCUCCGACGAGCUUUCCCGCCACCGCCGGACACACACUGGCGAGAAAAAGUUUGUGUGCAACGUGUGCGACCGCCGCUUCAUGCGCAGCGACCACUUGACCAAACACGCCCGGCGGCACAUGACCACCAAAAGGACGUCCUCGUGGCCUGCCGAAACCCGGGACCUCAACAAAGUGGCCCUGCCCAAAGGCCAAAAUAGAGGCUCUGCACUUCCUGUCGGCAUGCUGGUCCCCACAGCCAACUAAGACACUCAGUCAGGAGCCCCCAUGGGCCACUCGAGGGCGGGGCUCCACAUCAGGAGGAUCUUUUGUGCUCUACAAAUCGCUCGGCUGGCGAACACAGUGAAGAUGUUCACUGGGCUCCGGCUACGUUUACAUGAACAACAGGGUCAUUAACACACAGUCUGCUCUCAUUAACAAACGUUAGUUAAGAUGGCCGCCAUAUUAAACAGGUUACUGUGGCGUGAUCCACCGACAGACUCAUUAACCGACACACCAGCGCCAGGAAAGGUCAUGAAAUCAGAAGGCUUUGUCGUCUGUACGUUGGCCUUUUUAGGACAUUUCAGGCUACAUUGUCAGCUGUAACUGCAGCUGCAUGCUAAAAUUAGCAAAUUAGCAUUAUGUUUUUUUACAUGUCAUGUUGAUAUGCUGAUGUUUAGCAUGUUAACAAGCUCACAGUUAGCAUGUGUAUGCUAACAUUUAGUAAGAUAACCAUAGCAUGUAAUCUAUUAGCAUGCUAACUUGCCAACUUUAAUAUGCUGUACAUUAGCAUGCUAAUGUUAGCAUGUUAGCAAUUUUUUUACAUGUCUAAAAAAUGUUGACAUGCUGAUGUUUAGCAUGUUUACUAGCUUACAGUUAGCAUGUGUAUAUGCUAACAUUGAGUAAGAUAACCAUAGCAUGUAAUCUAUUAGCAUGCUAACUUGCCAACUUUAAUAUGCUGUACAUUAGCAUGCUAAUGUUAGCAUGUUAGCAAUUUUUUUACAUGUCUAAAAAAUGUUGACAUGCUGAUGUUUAGCAUGUUUACUAGCUUACAGUUAGCAUGUGUAUAUGCUAACAUUGAGUAAGAUAACCGUGGCAUGUUAGCUUAUUAGCAUGCUAAUGUUAGCAUGUUAGCAAAUUUGCCAUUUUUUUUACAUGUCAUAAAAUGUUAACAUGCUAAACAUCAGCAUGUUAACUAGCUUACAGUUAGCAUGUGUAUAUGCUAACAUUUAGUAAGAUAACCAUAGCAUGUAA